Messenger RNA from Saccostrea cuccullata (small rock oyster), 722 nucleotides. RefSeq lists its product as uncharacterized. The transcript has 3 exons. Lineage: Eukaryota; Metazoa; Mollusca; Bivalvia; Ostreida; Ostreidae. Gene Ontology annotation, cellular component: nucleus. The record is from RefSeq and is a predicted model, not a curated record. Bases 1 to 561 code for a protein of 186 amino acids.
AUGAAGGUAAGCUCGGUGAGUGGGGUGACGAGAACGGCCGAUGAUGUCAAAAAGAAAUGGAGAAAUGUUUCCAGCGACUCCAAGAAAAAGCUUUCACAUGCGCGGAAGGAGGCUACAAAAACUGGAGGAAGGUCAUCGUCGGCAGUGGAACUGAGUGCCACAGAGUUAAGGGUAUUGGAGACGAUGGGACAGACAGCAACAGAGGGGAUUCCUGGAGGAAUAGACACUGCUGGCCCAUCUUCGUCCAAUACCAGUCUACAGGAAACUUUCAUUACUGAUAGCGACCAACAAGAAAGUGUUACAGACGCCACAUCAAAGACCACAAGGAAACGGAAAAGAUCUUCCGGAAAUGAGGAGGCUCAUGACCUAGUAGAAAUAGAACGAGAGAGAUUAGAGGUAGAGAAAAAGAGGCUGGAAUUGGAGGAAAGAAGAUUAGAUUUAGAGCAGAGAAGAUAUGACUUGGAGGUAGAGAGACAUUCCAGGGGGUUUAUGGUGUGUGACUCGCAGAAAGUACUUAAAUAUUAUAUUGUACCUGCUGGGUUUACUGAUUUCAUAUCAUGAGAUUAAAGAAAUCCUAACGCAAGAUUUUCCCUUGUUCUUCGUCCAUCAUGCACUGUACCAUUAUAGCAUAGGUCAUCAUCCUGUGGCGGAAGGACCUCACACUCAGGCAACUGUAUCUUGUGAUUGAUGCACAUAUUGUGCAAAACCGCUGUCGCUACUAU